AUGAUGGACUCUGUGUUAUUUGAAGAGACUCCAAUUGUGAAGUCUGUUCCACUGUAUGAUGGUGUGACAUGUUUUAGUAUACUCAUCAAUUUUAUUGUCGGAACCGGUGUAUUUGGUCUUCCACAUGCCUUUCGCUCGAGUGGGAUAUUACUCGCCAUUUUGAUGUCAAUAACUUUUUUUGCUCUCUGUAGUGUGACUGCAUUUUGGAUGUUAGAGUCAUUAGCCCGGACGUGUGGACUGAAUUCCCUAACAUCUGAAGGCCGUCCGAUCACGCAGAUAACAACAGUGCCAUCGUCUGUGACAAAGAUGGGCUAUACAUACUUUGGGCCGAUGGGUAAGCGUUUUGUGAUCACUGUUUUGUCUUUCUUUUGUGUUGGUGCGUUAUGGAUGUACUCUUCGAUCUUUUCCUCUACAACAACGUUAUUAGCGUGGAAGUACAUCUUUCCCGCGUAUGGCACAUGUUCUGCUAAUAUAGGCGAAUGGGCUUGGUUCGAUAGAUGUCAUGUCACUUACUUAGGGUUCCUUGUCAUUUUCUCGAUACUAGUCCUUCCAAUGUCUUUCAUGGAAAUUGCAGAGCAGGCCUUUGUCCAGAAGUUUUUAACUCUCUACCGUUUUGCGGCGAUCUUCUUGAUGGUGUUUACUUCAUUCAUUAGUCUUCUCUCGCGAACGCCAACUCGAAGUGAUGAAGAGAUCAUCGACCCUAACACACUCUUCAACAUCUCCGGCUUCGGAACGGCUUUUUCUAUCAUUUCAGUCUCCUUGGCGUGUCACCACAACAUCCCUGAAAUCGUCGCACCUCUCAGAGAUAAGAGGCAACUAAAGAAGAUCAUAUUUAUAACACUCUUGACAGCAACAUCUGUAUAUACAGUCUUGGGAUUAAUAUGUUCUCUAUGCUUCGGAAAAAAGACGGUGUCCCCCAUCACAAGUAAUUGGUUGGAGUACACCGGCUGUGACGGCGGGUUUGGUAUCUGUCCAGACCACAAAAUUCGGUGGUAUGGAUACUUAAUACAAUUCAUCGUGUUGAUGUUCCCCCUUGUCAACUUGACGUCGGAGUAUCCUUUAGUCUCCGCAACGUUAGCUUCAAACAUCUCACAACUGAACUCUGAUAACACCCACCCAAACAAAGUCAGCUUCUCCGCAAAGUGUCUUGCGGCGUUUCCUCCACUUGUGUUAGCCUGUAUAAAAGCAGAUUUAUCAAAGAUCUUUGGACUCACUGGAAUAUUUGGUUUUGUCCUCAUCUUAAUCCUCCCAGCAAUGUUUCAGAUAUUCUCUAAGAAGACGUAUAGAACACAAUUCGGAAGACACACAUCGCAGACACUAUUCUCAGGAGUUUAUAGCUCAACGCGACUCGCGUGGUGUGUCCUCAUUGUUUCUAUUGUCUUAUUUGCGUUCUCCGUCGUACAAAAUCUCGAUGCUAUUUUCGAUAUAAAUUGGUUAAAUUGA
Entamoeba invadens IP1 is the source of this 1443-nucleotide messenger RNA. RefSeq lists its product as hypothetical. The record is from RefSeq and is a predicted model, not a curated record. The coding region runs from base 1 to 1443 and encodes 480 amino acids. Lineage: Eukaryota; Evosea; Mastigamoebida; Endamoebidae. The transcript has 2 exons.